AAAAUAAAAGAAACGAGAUGUUGGCAUUGUCAUAAACCCUAACAAAACCCCUAUUACAUUUUCUCUCUCCUAGUUUCCCCUCUCUGUUGCCAGCACCUCGGCAGCCAUGGAUAUGGACACAGACGAGAAUGUGAAGAGGGUGCAAGUUCGCUUUCGUACUCAGCUUGAAGACCAAUUUAAAGUUCCUACCAACGCCAUUGCUAUUCCUUCAGACCUUACUCGAUUGGGCCUCUCUUCUAUCAUCAACAGUCUUCUCAAAGCCGUUGAUUCUGAUUGGGAGGCUGAACCUUUUGAUUUUCUAAUCAAUGGCGAGUUGGUUCGAAUGCCGCUCGAGGAGUUUCUUCUUGUCAAGGGGAUUUCAGCUGAAAAAGUCCUUGAGAUAGAAUACAUUAAGGCUAUUGUCCCACGCAAACAAGAAGAGCCUUCUUUGCACGAUGAUUGGGUUAGUGCAGUCGAUGGCUCCAAUCCCGGGUUUGUUUUGACAGGAUGUUAUGACGGUUUUGGAAGGAUAUGGAAGGGUGCUGAGACAUGUACACAUAUGUUACAAGGACAUAGUGGUGCCCUAACUUCCCUUUGUAUCAUCAAUUCUAAGGGUUCUAAUAAUGGUAACAGCAUCCACGUGGCUACUGCUUCAAAGGAUCGGACACUAAGGCUGUGGCAGGUUGAUACAGAGGAUGCCAAGAAUCACCCUGCAACGGUUUCUGCAUCUAAAGUUUUACGAGGUCAUAGUGCAGCUGUUGAAUGCGUCUCAUCUCAGAAAUCUGGAGAUAUGGUGUGUUCUGGUUCCUGGGACUCUACAAUUAAUUUGUGGCAGACAAGUCUCUCUGAUGUUGAUGGUGAUCUCUCUUCUUUUAAAAAGAGAAAGACGAAUGGUGUCGUAAAUGAUUCACAAUCGGAGGGUGAAGCUGUAUCUACACUGGUGGGACACACCAAUUGUGUUUCCUCUGUUCUUUGGCCAGAAGCUGAAACCAUCUAUUCAGCAUCCUGGGACCACUCCAUCCGAACAUGGGAUGUUGAAACAGGGACUGCGACAUGGAGUAUGUUUUGUGGCAAGGUUCUUAACUACAUCGAUGUUGGAGGUGAGAGCUCUGCUCUAGUAUGCGCUGGGGGAUCUGAUGGCAUGUUAAGGAUAUGGGAUCCUCGCAGACCAGGGACACUGGCGCCUGUGUACCAGUUUUCAUCGCACACCAAUUGGAUUUCUGCUUGCAAAUGGCACAAUAAAUCAUGGUUCAAUUUAGUUUCCGCAUCAUAUGAUGGGAAAGUGAUGUUAUGGGAUUUGAGGACAGCGUGGCCUUUGUCCGUGAUUGAUUCACACAGUGAUAAGGUGCUAUGCGUUGAUUGGUGGAAAGGCAAUAGUGUUGUCAGUGGUGGAGCAGACUCAAAAAUGUGUAUUGCUUCUGAGAUUCCAUUGAAGUGAAGCAAGAUUUCACAAGUUUCCUCUGGUAUGAAAUUGGAGAAGUUCAGAAACACCAAAAUUUGUUUCCUACGUGCAAACUUUUGGUCUCUUUUUGUCAAAUUUGAAAGGUGGGCAUGUCUGAUCUCCUGGCAAUUGGGGACUGAAGGAUCACAUUUUUUGUAGGGCUGGCAAGUGUACGAAGAAGCAACUGUAAUUAGGCCAAUUUUGCUGAAGGUUGAAAAUCUUUUGGCUCCUUGUUUCAAUAUUAGAGUUUUGAUGUAAUAGGAAUCAAUUAUGAUACCCUGGAAUGUUGGAAAUUUAUUUAUACUGUCAUAGUGACAAUAUCUGUAUGCUUAAUAUUUGUAUCAUUAUUAGUACAACUAUUUUUUGUACUAUCUGACAAACAGCAUGGCUAGUGAAGUUGACCAGCGUGAAUUCA
Beta vulgaris subsp. vulgaris (sugar beet) is the source of this 1835-nucleotide messenger RNA. Its product is annotated as ribosome biogenesis protein WDR12 homolog. The record is from RefSeq and is a predicted model, not a curated record. Gene Ontology annotation, cellular component: preribosome, large subunit precursor. The transcript has 14 exons. NCBI's taxonomy places the organism in Eukaryota, Viridiplantae, Streptophyta, Magnoliopsida, Caryophyllales, Amaranthaceae. Gene Ontology annotation, molecular function: protein binding. Gene Ontology annotation, biological process: ribosome biogenesis. The coding region runs from base 107 to 1417 and encodes 436 amino acids.